This is a messenger RNA of Canis lupus familiaris (dog), 1272 nucleotides long. It is a transcript of the gene CCDC54, whose product is annotated as coiled-coil domain containing 54. The record is from RefSeq and is a predicted model, not a curated record. The transcript has a single exon. Lineage: Eukaryota; Metazoa; Chordata; Mammalia; Carnivora; Canidae. Bases 225 to 1211 code for a protein of 328 amino acids.
UUGACCAUUAUGUCACAGAGCUCUCCAGUUGGACCGCCCCAUAAGGAGCUAACCACCUAAGAGUGCCUACUCUUGCCCUCAAUGUUCUCCAUAGGGCAUUCAAUGAUGUUAUCAGGAAAGACAUCCAGCAAAUAGUAAGAAAAAGAUCUUUCAUUCUGAUACUGCUUCUUCCUUUGGUUUUGGUCAGGUUUCCCAACACCCUAUCUCUUGUUUUAUUAUGAAAGAUGUACAGACUUCAAACCAAAAGGGCAAAAGCUGCUGCUGGGCAGAUGUGGACUUCAAAUCUCUCCAAGAUCAGACGAUCUCUUAAAAAUGUUUACCAUAAAUAUAAGAACCAGCACCCAGAUUCAACUAGAGAUCCAACCUCGACUUCCUAUGAUUGUGAUAAAGAUGACAUCACUACUGAUGAAGAAAUGAGUCUUAGAGCAAUGCUCCAAUAUAUUAAAACUGCCCAAAUUGAUCUCGUCAGCCAACUGACUGACAUUGUCAGUGUAGUAUCCAAAAUCCAGGAAAAGAUUGACUUUUAUCAGAAGCAGAUAGAUAUCCUGGAAACCAGAAUGAAUAUUAAUGAAGACAAACAAGGCACAAUAACUAAAGAUAUCUUCUCAAUGAAAAAGGACAUCAAUGCUUUAAAGAAGAAGGUGACAGAACUAGAAAACCAGAAUUCUUGCUCCACCAUACAUUGUUUAGAAGUUCCAGAAGGAGAGAGGGGUAAAGAGAUCAUAGAACAACUUCACAAACUCAUACAACCAGAAACUCUGAAGAACACCUUGGCUUCUACAGACUAUGGAAUCUCUUCAGCAGAACCAGAAAACGUGCCCAGUUAUCCUGAGCUCACUGAUCAUCUUGAGGAGAAAACAAUUUCCCCCAAAGUUAAAACUCUGGGAAAAAAUAACCAUCAAAAUGCAUUAAGAAGCUUUAAGAAAGCAAAGUCAAAUAUUUAUAUUUACCCAGACUUUAGUACAUGGAUCAAGCUAACUUUUGUCCAUGGAGGAAAGUGGAGAUUUUUCCUCAGUGCUACAGAGUUAGAAGAAUUCAUCCAAUGGCUUCUUUCUAGGCCAGCCAUCUCUCCUGAGGAACCACAACUUGUAACCCAGAGAUAUUGUCCAUUCACUGGGCUUAUUUCAAGUUUAACUACAUUCUGUCUCUCUGUUUUAAACUAUAUUUACUGUUUUUUUGGUUCCUCAAAAGAAGAAAUAACUCGACUAUAGAGUUAUUUUCUGCUUUGUUUGGUACAAAAUAAAUGUAAACUGGUUGUUCCAAGCAUUGACA